GCCGAAUCGAGUGGUCGUGGAAAUAAAAAGUCGAAAAAGGACGAUUUUCUAGCCACAGGUAGUGGAGUCGAAGAGAAUGACGGCUUCUUCAAAGCUGCUUCUUCUGCCUCUGCUAGCACCAAGAAAAAGGCAACUGCUAGCAAGAAAACGGCGGCUAAGAAGAAUAACGACAGUGAAAGCGACGAUGAGUCCGAAGGGGAGGAGGAAAGCAGCGAUUCUGACUCCGACGAGAAGGAAGCCGACGAAACUGCAAAUAAGGAUGAUGAUGCAGCAUCGGAGAAGUCUAAAUCGAAGACCAGGGAUCCAAACAAGAGCGACUCUGACGAUUCGGACUCAUCUUCUGAUGACGAGGACAACGACGACCCCAUGCGACAGGCACGCAAGCAGUUGCGAAAACAGGCUUCUGCGGAAGCAAUUUCAGAGGAAGAAGCAAAGAAAAACUUGGAGAAGAAAGCAAAACAACUGUCCUCCACCUCCUCUUCCAACGCCGCGCUCGACGACGCUCUCGCAAACAAGAACCUGUCGAAAAAAGAGCUCAAGAAGCUUAAAAAACAAGCUGAGAAGGAACAAUUAGCACAGAAAGAGGCACUAGUCAACGCCUCCUGUGUGGAGAGAUUCCUAAACGACGUAGAGCAAGACAUGCAAUGUCUAGAGUACUUGAACGGACCGAGUCAGGGUACCGCAGAAUGGUUUGUGGAAAAUGGAAAAAAUACGUGGGCAUGCCGCUUCGACGUACCAACGCAGUGCUGCCCAUGCAAGAUCUUGCUCUCCGAAAUCAUCAAGAAGCUUCUGCAGGUACAACUUUAAUUUCUUAUUUGAUGAUGUACUUAUCAUGUUGAUGCUCAUCUUACUCAGCUUGUUCGUAUCUGCUCAGUUUUUAUGUGGUAUCAGAACUUGGAGUUCACUGUCUUUCAUCUCGUGUCAUCCAUGUGUCCUUUUUGGAGAGAAAACAGGUUUCGUAUUUUCCCAAAUCUUACUUUCUCACUCCUCAACCGGAACACAGGAAAUGUAUGCCCAAGACGACCGUGCCAAGGGCAUCGUCAAAGUGAAUGUCCUAGAGGAUAAAGGUGCAGUCAUCGUCGAAACCGAGGGUGUCAACCUCAAGGCGAUGUACAAUCUUCCUGGUGAGCUGGCUCUCGGCUCUCUCGACUAUAAUUCCCUGGACACAAACGACAUUGCCACCAUUCUAGACCUCUAUGGUGUGGAAGCGGCAAGAAACGCAGUGGUGAAAGAAAUCAGAAACGUGUUUGGGCAUUACGGUAUCGCAGUCGAUUUGAGGCACUUGUACUUGAUUGCCGACUACAUGACGCAACAAGGCGGUUACAGACCGUUUAACCGAAAGGGUAUGAGCGACAUUAGUUCGCCGUUCCUGCAGAUGACGUACGAAACUAGUCUGGGGUUUGCCGCACAAGCAGCUUCUGAGGGCAUGACGGACAGCCUCAAAUCCGCUAGUGCUGCAAUCAUUGCCGGAAAAGUGCCCAGUGUCGGGACAGGCGCAUUCGACUUGUUGCAGGACUUCACUAGGCCACAGGCACGCGCAGCAGAUGAGCACCACACGCGAUUGCCGAAUCUUGAAAGCAAGAAGUUCUUCUGCGAGUCGGAUUCAGAAGAUGAAGAUCGUACUACUUCUGGUUUGACGACGUUGCAUCCAGGCACGACCACUAUACGGGAUGUUCACGCGAACUCAGAUGAAGAGAUGGAGUGCGGAAAUGCGGCUCGUGCACAAGACGACAGCGACAGUGAGGGAGAUAUCUAUGGAAUGGGAAGGUGAAGAUCGAGAUGAAGACAUUCUUCACAUUGACCCCUCCGAACUCCUUCACGCGAGGACCCUUUCCAACUAUUCACCUCUUUUCAUCUAAGCACAUCAUGACGACCCCUAAAUCAUUCAUUCUGGAGAUAAAUGAUUUUUGCACACAAAGAAUAUCGCCUAUGAACAAGAACAACAUCCAAGGAAGAACUUCUACAAAUAAAAGCAAACCUAUUUUUUCACAUUCACACUAAACGCAAUGGGAACUGUGUGCAGGUAGAAACUAGUACCUGUCACAUUUCGUUCCAUCUCAAUAAAGAUUUUCUCAUUUUUGAGAAGAAUCUUCAUCAUCAUUGAAUCUUAUAUGUUUUGAUAACGCCUAAAUGAAAACGUGCAUGAUCUACUUCGGAAAUUAUGAUGGCCUUAGAGCCGGAAGCCACUGCUGUCUGAGCAGAAGAUAAAAGCUGUC
Messenger RNA from Amoebophrya sp. A25, 2216 nucleotides. Lineage: Eukaryota; Dinophyceae; Syndiniales; Amoebophryaceae. The record is from the annotation of a GenBank genome assembly.